GCAUCGAUGUUCUCCCACCCCUAGCACUAAACGAAAAACAAGCAACCGAUGCCGAAAGCAUAACAAUUCGAAUACUCUAAAAUCGCCAAGAUGAGCGCCUACUACCGGCGAGCGGCGCUGCGCAACAAGAGCCCCAGUCGGGGAUCUCUCGACGCGGAGAUGAACGAGUCUGGAUACACAUCCUUCCGGGCGCCUCAUAAUUCCACUGCGGAGACGCCAUUUUUGUUGGAGGACACGGAGGGCGAGAACUGUCGCAAUGCGUCGAACACCUCGACGUUGAUCCGGGGACUGUCCUCACCAGGUGGCCACCAGGAGCAGGACCUGCACUGGGGCAAGCUGUAUCCCAGGUCCCAGCCGUCGAAUCAGCGCUCCGUGGAGGAGGAGCCCUUUUCCAUGACGCCCCGUCUGCUGGAGGUACACAGUCUGCCAAAGCGGCGCAAAAAGCAUUUCCAGCCACCGCACAGCAGUCCCAAGAAGUCCAAGAAGCUGCUCUUUCCGCAGCUGGAACAACCGCCGGCCAAGAACCGAUUUUACGGCGGCGUGGAGCAGUUGGACAUCGUGGCCAAGCUGGCACAGAAACAACCUGCCCUGGAGUGCAUACUGCGCCAUGUUAGCGCCCACACGCUGGACGUGAUGACACAGGUGUCGCUGGCUUGGAGGCAGGCCGUCUAUCGCAGCCAGCGGGACUUUGAGCGCCUGCAAAACCACCGGCUCAAGCUGAGCCUGACCAAAGAGAAUCCAAACGUGCCCAAGCGGCGCAGCCAUGUGCCCAAGGCAAACCAAACAGUGCCAUUGCAGACCUCGAACCACAGCAGUCUAGCCAACAGUGCCGCCUCUCUAAUGGACUCCGGGAACUCAAGCUUCCAUCUGAUGGAGGCGGAUGCCGGAAGGGUUCUGCGCGAGCAGACGCAGCGCGUCAAGUGCCCGCGAUGCGGACGUGGUAGUCGGGUCUUCAUCAGCGAGGUGGCCAAGAGUGGCGACUCGGCGCUGUCCCAAACGCUUCCCAUUGGACGCCACAACAGCACAUUCCUCAGCGCCGGUGUGCCACCUUUGAAGCGCUUCUUGUCCCUGGACCUCGACGAGAUCAAUACCCCACCGCAAGCACCGGCUUACAACUUCGCCGAAUGCACCAGUGUCGUUUGCCAGUUCCGGUUCUGCAUUAACUGCCUCUGCAAGUCGCAUCCCGGCGAGCGCUGCCUGGUCACCGAACUGGACACGCCCUCCAAGCUAAUGAUGCCACGAGAGCGGCUCACGCCGCCGCAACGUGCCCAGAACCGCGAUCCCAAGAUAAGAAGGAAGAACUCGCUCAAGCGGCUCUGCUUUUAGUUUAAGCAUAGGCUUUUAAUUGCGUUUAGUAUUCGAUUUGUCCAAAUCUCAUUAAUUCCGUAUUAUGUUCACUGCACAAUGUUCCAUUUUGUCAUCACCAUACAUUCUCAUAAUUGUUUUUAAAUCGUACACUGUAAGGUUUUCCGGAAAUCUAUACCUCUGCGAGAUUAAGUAUUUUUAUCAUAUUCGAAAUAUAAACAUUUUUAUAAUAAGAGCUUUAA
Messenger RNA from Drosophila elegans, 1547 nucleotides. RefSeq lists its product as uncharacterized. The record is from RefSeq and is a predicted model, not a curated record. Bases 91 to 1326 code for a protein of 411 amino acids. The transcript has a single exon. Gene Ontology annotation, biological process: regulation of mitotic nuclear division; negative regulation of meiotic nuclear division. Lineage: Eukaryota; Metazoa; Arthropoda; Insecta; Diptera; Drosophilidae. Gene Ontology annotation, cellular component: nucleus.